UAUGACUAUUUUACCAACUAAAAAGAGGGCAACAAGCAUUGUAAAGAAGGAUUUUGAAGUUAAAAAUGUUGAUUUUGAUAAAUUAGAAGAAGCUUCAACAAGUCAAGUUAGAGUUAUACAAAUAAUGAACAGAAAAAUCCUAGAUGGUAGAAUAAAUAAUAUAUCAAUUAUCAAGAAAUUAUCCCAAUUAGAAGAUGGCGGAACGAAUAAUUUGAAAAGAUCUGAUUUAUUAGAUUUAAUAGAGUAUAGUAAUGAAGAGAAGAAGAAUGAGAAAAAAAAAGUAAAAGAAAUAUAUAAAAAAUGCGGAAAUCUAUGGGAUUUUUUAAUGAUAAGGAAUUUUAAUUUUAUACCAUCUAUGCUACAAACAUCAAUUGACUAUCUUUUAAAAAAUAUACACAACGAACAUGAAGUUUUCAGGAGGCCAGCAUCUGCUAAGGUUAUGAAGGAAUUAAUGAAGACGGCUUAUACGAAAUGGUUUGAUGCGGAUAUUCUAGAAGAUGAUAAUUCCAUAUCAACUAUAACUAUAUCUAGAUUUAUAAUUAAUGUAUUCAAAGAAUUGGACGCGUUAACUGAUAGAUGCGCAGCAGAAAUCUUUUAUUUCUAUUAUAGUAAGAUGAAAGAUAUUAUUCAAUCGGAAACUCGAAGGAUUGGCGGUGAUUUUCCUUCUUUUAAGAAAUUAAAAAAGCUAUCUAAUAAAGACAUUUUAAAUACAACUUUUAAAAUGAACAAUUACGAUUCUAAAAGUGAAGUUGAAGGUCAUAUUGGUGCAAUUAUAACGAGAAUUGUUAAACAUUUUGGACCGGAAAUUGAAAAGGAGAGUGAAAAUUUUGAAACUUGUAGACUUAUUAUACAACAAAUGCCAAUUAUUAAUCAAAAAGUAUUACAAAUACUAUUAAAGAUCUUUUAUUUGUUGGGCUCUCACUAUAAAAAGAGUAGUGUUAAUGGUAUUGUAAUUAGUACUUUAUCAUUAUUUACUGAUAAAAUAAUGAAAAUAAAAUGGCUAAAAGUUUUUGAUGAUAGUUCAAUAAACGAACAAUAUUUUAUUAUUCCAUUGAGUACUGUUAUUAUGACUAUGUUGGUUAAUCAUUCAAUGGAUAGUAAAGAUGAUAUUAAACAUAUGCACGAAGAUGAAUGUAAAGAUGGUAUGUGUAAGAAACAAAGUAAAAAAGUAAUGGAUCAUCAAAAUAACCUAUGUAUCUUUUUCUGCAAUCCACUGAAGACUGAUUUAAAUAUCAAACUGAAUCAAAUCAGUUCCACCAACAACAAAAAGAUAAAGAAACGUGUUGGAAUUGAGACAGUAUUCUAUAAAAUCGAUUACUUAUUAGAAUAUUUCAAGACAAACUCUCCAAUUGGUAUUGAGGAUUUACUUAAUAAGAUGGAAAUAUUCCUUUUUAAAAGAUACAAAACUCCUGAAAGUAUUAACGAUAACGAUGAAAUUAAAAUUGAAUUUACUGAAUUGCGUAAGGGAGUCGUAAUAUGGAGAUGCUCUGGUUCAAUUGAUGUUGGAUUUGAUGAAUGCUGCAAAAAGUUAACUUCAACAGAAUUUUACGAUAAAUUUCCAUCUGUCGUAUUAUCAUCCGAAGAUGAUACUUAUCUAUAUAGAUUUUCAACUCCACCUAAAAGCGAAUGGUUCGAAUCAAAUUUUCACGCUUAUCUAUUUAGAAAGUACUGUCUAAAUAAGGAUAAAGGUUAUUUAGCAAUAUUCGAAACAUCUUUCAACCAUACAUUUAAUUCACUUGGAACAAAAUUCGAAAAGUUAAAAAGUAAUUCGUACGAAGUUUAUGUUAAGAAUUGCCUUCAUCAAAUUAUCGACUAUAGAAUGAGAAAUAGAAAGGUUAGAAUAGAAGUAUACGGAGUAAUGGAUUAUGGACCUCUAUUUUCUUGGAAUUGGCAACAGCUUAAUGGAUAUAUUUUACCUCUUUAUCAAUUCAGAUUUGAUAGUGAAUUUUAUCAUGUUCUUACCAUGGCAAAACCCCUAAAAUAUUUAUUCUGUCAAGAACAACAAGGUAUAGAUUACGAAAAGUUACUUGAUUCUUCGGCAUAUAAAGAAAAAUUUCGAUUGGAAUUAUCUAAUUGGAGCUGGAAUAAAAUGCAAGAAGAUAUUCACAUCUUUUCCAGAAUUGCUGUUAAAGAAGCAGCUUUAAAGCCACUUUGGAUUGUUAGCGAUAUCAGGAGAACAUCAGACAUUAAGUAUAUUCUUGACAAACGUGAAUGUCCGCAUUUGUUUGUAAGGAUAGAAGUUUCUGAAGAAAUCAGAAAAGAGAGAGGUUGGUCCUAUGUAAAAGGAAUUGACGAUUCAUGGUCUGAAUGUGAACUUGAUCAUAAUAUGUCAUGGGACAUUAUAUUUCAUAAUGACAAUGAUCAGGAACACACUGAUACCGUUGUUGAUUCUAUUAAAAAAUUUAUUGAGAAGUGUAUGAAUAAUGAAAACACGAACUUUGAAAAGAUGGACAAGUGGUCAAAUAAAGUAGCCCUAGUUACAGGAGCAUCAUCCGGAAUAGGAGCUGCAAUUGCAAAAAUUCUCACCGAAUGGGGCAUGACUGUAAUUGGUGUGGCAAGGCGAUAUGAUAGAAUAGAGGAAUUGGCAUCAAAAUUGAAACAAUCUGGAGCAAAAGGUAAACUCGUAGCAAUGAAAUGCGAUUUACGUAACGAAGAAGAUAUUUUGGAAGUUUUUGACGAUAUUCUAAACGAUUUUGGUGGUGUUGAUGUACUCGUUAAUAAUGCUGGAUUGUUGGCUACGACUUCUCUUUUACAAGGAAAAACUAAGGAGUGGAAAAACAUUUUCGAGGUAAAUGUACUGGCUAUGUCGAUCUGUACCAGAGAGUUUUACAAACAACUUAAGAGAAGAAAAGUUGACAAUGGUCACAUUAUUAACAAUUGCAGCUUACUUGGACAUGUUAUUCCAAAUAUUCCUUUUGCACAUUUCUAUAUGGGAACGAAGUUUGCUAUUAAAGCAUUAACAGAAGGUUUUAGACAGGAGCUUCGUAGCGAAAAAACUAAUGAACUACAGGAAAUCUCAUCUGGAUUUGUCGAUACGGAAAUGCUGAAGCCCCAUCGUGCUAUCUUUGCGAAUAUUAAGAUUCUAAAACCAAAGGACAUUGCUGAAGUUGUUAUUAACAUUCUAUCGGCUCCUCCUGGCGUUGAGAUGAACGAAAUCAUUCUCAGACCAAUUGAUGAAGAAAUGUAA
Molecule: messenger RNA, 3187 nt
Organism: Dimorphilus gyrociliatus
Lineage: Eukaryota; Metazoa; Annelida; Polychaeta; Dinophilidae
Source: the annotation of a GenBank genome assembly